This is a messenger RNA of Larimichthys crocea (large yellow croaker), 2510 nucleotides long. RefSeq names its product zinc finger BED domain-containing protein 1. Bases 151 to 2208 code for a protein of 685 amino acids. The record is from RefSeq and is a predicted model, not a curated record. The transcript has 2 exons. Lineage: Eukaryota; Metazoa; Chordata; Actinopteri; Sciaenidae. Gene Ontology annotation, molecular function: DNA binding; protein dimerization activity.
CUAUUACAACAAAAAGAAAAAUCACACGAUGCUUUUUUAUUUAUUUUUUUAUUUAUUUAUUUAUUUAUUGACCUCUGCGAUGGAGGCGCGCGCUAACACCGGCUAGCUCGCUCGCGAGCAUAAUAAACAACAGCCGGCUCUGCCUCGAGCAUGAAGCGCGUGCGGAGGAGACGCAGCUCGGUGUGGGAUUGUUUCGAGCAGGUGGGAAACUUCGUCCGCUGCAUGCGAUGUGACGCCACGCUCAAGUACUGCGGCGGAGCCACCAGCUCCAUGAUGAACCACAUGAGCAGGCACCACCCGUCCUCGUCCACGGCGCCGCCUCCGCCGCCGCUGCUGCUGGACGAGGACGAGAAGCCGGUGAUCUGUGCCGAGGAGGACAGCAGCGCCAGCUCGGACAUCAUGCAGGUCGCUGUGAUGUCUCCCAACGUGAACGCCAACCAGCAGCCCGAGCGGGACUACGGAGAGAGGAAGCGGCUCAAGAGGAGCUCCGUGUGGGACAUCUUCAUCAAAGUGGACGACGAGGUCCACUGCACCAUGUGUGACACCAAGCUCAAAUACAGGAGCAGCACCACCAGCAUGAUGUACCACAUCAAGAACAAGCACCCGGACACCAUGCCCAAUGACGGCGUGUCACUGGCGACCCACGCGGAGGUCACUGAACUCAUCACCAGGAUGAUAGAGAAAGACAUGCUCCCCGUCACCAUGGUGACCGGGGAUGGUUUCCGGGAGCUGCUCGCAUACACCGUGCACAGUUACAAAAUGCCAUCCGCGGGCGACAUCACACGCCUUAUCGAAGGCCACUUCCACGAGAAGGUGGAGGAGCUCGUGGUGCAGCUGGGGAGGGUGGAGAAGGUGGCUCUCACCGCCGAUUUCUGGACAGCCCUCCCGUUUCAGAGGUACAUCACGGUUUUCUGUUCGUUCAUAACAGAGGACUGGCAGGGGAAGUCGGCCGUGCUGCAGACGCAUAAGCUGUCAUCGGACAGCCACGUUACUACAGACGGAGUCACGGAGAUGCUCCUCAGUACCGUGCAGACCUGGGGCAUCGCUGGGAAGGUGACCGCGUGUGUUCAUAACAGCACGCAGGACGUCCUGCCGGCCAACGCGCGCACCCGCGUCACCUGGGACUACGCCGCAUGCUUCGCCACCACGUUGCAGCUGGCAGUCAGCGACGGGCUGAGCGAGGAUCUGACCCGCAUCAUCGUUGCCGCGGGGAAACUGGUCAAGCACUUCGGUCACAGCUUGCUGGCGAGCGAGGCGUUGGAGCAGAAGCAGGUUCAGAUGUGCCUGCCCCAGCACAAGCUCGUCCAGUCGAGCAAAGCCAGAUGGGACACGAUCUGCGAUAUGUUCGAGCGGCUGCUCGAACAGCGGUGGGCGAUUAAAGCCGUCCUCUCGGAUCGCACCAUCACCAACAGGCAGGAGGCGCAGACCCUCGAGAUCGAAGACGACUGCUGGCAGAUAAUCGAGAAUUUCACACCCGUGCUGGCGACGCUGAAAUGGGCGACGACGGUCAUAUCCGCUGAGACGGAGGUGUCCAUUUCAAACAUCUACCCCAUCACGUUCAGCCUCAUUCAGACCCACCUUGUGCCAAAAGAGAAUGAUGUCGACCAAGUCUCUGAGUUCAAGCUCAAAGUCCAGAAGUCGCUUAGAAAUCACAUGGAGGUUGACUCGAAUGACCUGGCCUCCAAACCGGCUCUGAUCGCCUCCAUGCUGGACCCUCGUCACAAACAUCUCAGCUUCCUGACACCAACGGGGAGACUGGCUGCUAAGGUCAAACUGCAUGAGCUGGUUUCAAAAUUAGAUGUGAUAACUACUACUGUGGGCCCAAAGGAUGAACAGCAGGAGACCCUGAUCACACCCGAUAUUAGCCAAGUGGCCAUGCCCUCGCAAGUGAGAAGCGACACCAAAAACACCAUGAUGCUGCUCCUGGGCGACAACUACAGUUCCUCCUAUGCCACGGACUCUGAGGCACAGGUAGAUUACUACCUGAGAGACAUUGCUCCCUCGUUGGACAUAAACCCUCUUGACUGGUGGAGGGUAAACGGACCGAGAUUCCCCAAACUGGCCACUCUGGCGAGACACUAUUUGUGCGUACCUGGGGUAUCGCUGCCGUCUUUGUUGUCGGAGACCGGACAAACAUUUGCCACAAUGCGCACAAGGCUGAGCCCGGAGCAUGUUGACAUGAUGAUCUUUGUAAACAGAAAUGUGUAACUUGCAUGGCCUGGGGAUGUUACUACAUUCCUAUCAUGUACUGACUUACUAAACUAAUAAUAGAAUAAGGAAUAAGGCAGCGAGGGGGCUGGUGAGGUAGACGCCUUGAUUGAAUGCUUCAGGAGUCAGGAAGGAUGGAGGAGACAGCAGGUACUAAUAAUACUACAAACCAUCAUUAAAUCACCGUCAUUUGUAGUCAGCAAAAAGUUAAAAAUGUAGGUAUAGUCGAGCAGUUGAGCUGCAGUCAGAUACUUAUCUAUACCCUCAAGGUAGUUCCCGACAUUAAAACCCAGUGAUUUGUG